Molecule: messenger RNA, 5662 nt
Organism: Ceratotherium simum simum (southern white rhinoceros)
Lineage: Eukaryota; Metazoa; Chordata; Mammalia; Perissodactyla; Rhinocerotidae
Gene: SCYL2
Product: SCY1 like pseudokinase 2
Biological process (GO): protein phosphorylation
Molecular function (GO): ATP binding; protein kinase activity
Source: RefSeq, a predicted model, not a curated record
UGCCCUGGCCGGCUGGUCUUUUCGGUCUUCCUCCUCCCUUACUCUUCUUCCCCAGUCCCUCCCCUCCCCUCCCCCUUCCCUCCUCUGGCUCCAGGCUUUGAGGCCGCGCGGGUGGAGGAGGCUAUGGAGUAAGCUGGCCACGGCGGCCAGGCGCGGAGGCUAAGCCGGAGCAGCCAGGAGGCGUUUGGGGGGGCGGGGGAAACGAGCCCCAGUACCGCCCCUCCCGGGAGGAGAGAGGAAGAGGUAACUAUAACUACCCAAUAUUGCAGCCAUGGAGUCCAUGCUUAAUAAGUUGAAGAGUACUGUUACAAAAGUGACAGCUGACGUCACUAGUGCUGUAAUGGGAAAUCCUGUCACUAGAGAAUUUGAUGUUGGUCGACACAUUGCCAGUGGUGGCAAUGGGCUAGCUUGGAAGAUUUUUAAUGGCACAAAAAAGUCAACAAAACAGGAAGUGGCUGUUUUUGUCUUUGAUAAAAAGCUGAUUGACAAAUAUCAAAAAUUUGAAAAGGAUCAAAUCAUCGAUUCUCUAAAACGAGGAGUCCAACAGUUAACUCGACUACGACACCCUCGACUUCUUACUGUCCAACAUCCUUUAGAAGAAUCCAGGGAUUGCUUGGCAUUUUGUACAGAACCAGUUUUUGCCAGUUUAGCCAAUGUUUUAGGUAACUGGGAAAAUCUACCUUCCCCUGUAUCUCCAGACAUUAAGGAUUAUAAACUUUAUGAUGUAGAAACUAAAUAUGGUUUGCUUCAGGUUUCUGAAGGAUUGUCAUUUUUGCAUAGCAGUGUGAAAAUGGUUCAUGGAAAUAUUACACCUGAAAAUAUAAUUUUGAAUAAAAGUGGAGCCUGGAAAAUAAUGGGCUUUGAUUUUUGUGUAUCAUCGACCAAUCCUUCUGAACAAGAGCCUAAGUAUCCUUGUAAAGAAUGGGACCCAAAUUUACCGUCAUUGUGUCUUCCAAAUCCUGAAUAUUUGGCUCCUGAAUACAUACUUUCUGUGAGCUGUGAAACAGCCAGUGAUAUGUACUCUCUAGGAACUGUCAUGUAUGCUGUAUUUAAUAAAGGGAAACCUAUAUUUGAAGUUAACAAGCAAGAUAUUUACAAGAGUUUCAGUAGGCAGUUGGAUCAGUUGAGUCGUUUAGGAUCUAGUUCACUUACAAAUGUACCUGAGGAAGUCCGUGAACACGUAAAACUACUGUUAAAUGUAACUCCAACUGUAAGACCAGAUGCAGAUCAAAUGACAAAGAUUCCCUUCUUUGAUGAUGUUGGUGCAGUAACACUGCAGUAUUUUGAUACCUUAUUCCAAAGAGAUAAUCUUCAGAAAUCACAGUUUUUCAAAGGAUUGCCAAAGAUUCUACCAAAACUACCCAAGCGUGUCGUCGUGCAGAGAAUUUUGCCUUGUUUGACUUCAGAAUUUGUAAACCCUGACAUGGUACCUUUUGUUUUGCCCAAUGUUCUACUGAUUGCUGAAGAAUGCACCAAAGAAGAAUAUGUCAGAUUAAUUCUACCUGAACUUGGCCCUGUCUUUAAACAGCAGGAGCCAAUCCAGAUUUUGUUAAUUUUCCUACAAAAAAUGGAUUUGCUGCUAACCAAAACUCCUCCUGAUGACAUAAAGAACAGUGUCCUACCAAUGGUUUACAGAGCACUAGAGGCUCCUUCCAUUCAGAUCCAGGAACUCUGUCUAAACAUCAUUCCAACCUUUGCAAAUCUUAUAGACUACCCAUCCAUGAAAAAUGCUUUGAUACCAAGAAUUAAAAAUGCUUGUCUACAAACGUCUUCCCUUGCUGUUCGUGUAAACUCAUUAGUGUGCUUAGGAAAGAUUUUGGAGUACUUGGAUAAGUGGUUUGUACUUGAUGAUAUUCUGCCCUUCUUACAACAGAUUCCAUCCAAGGAACCUGCAGUCCUCAUGGGAAUUUUAGGUAUUUACAAAUGUACUUUUACUCAUAAGAAGUUGGGAAUCACCAAAGAGCAGCUUGCUGGAAAAGUAUUGCCUCAUCUGAUUCCCCUGAGUAUUGAAAACAAUCUUAAUCUCAAUCAGUUCAAUUCUUUCAUUUCCGUCAUAAAAGAGAUGCUUAAUAGAUUGGAGUCUGAACAUAAGACUAAACUGGAGCAGCUUCACAUAAUGCAAGAACAGCAGAAAUCUUUAGAUAUAGGAAAUCAAAUGAAUGCUUCUGAGGAGACAAAAGUUACAAAUGUUGGGUCUCAGCAGAUUGACAAAGUCUUUAACAACAUUGGAGCAGACCUUUUCACUGGUGGUGAAUCAGAAAAUAAAGAGGAUGGGUUACAGAAUAAACAUAAAAGAGCAUCACUUACACUUGAAGAAAAACAAAAAUUAGCAAAAGAACAGGAGCAGGCGCAGAAGUUGAAAAGUCAGCAGCCUCUUAAACCCCAAGUGCACACACCUGUUGCUCCAGUCAAACAGACUAAGGACUUGACGGACACAUUGAUGGAUAAUAUGUCCUCUUUGACCAGCCUGUCUGUUAGUACCCCUAAAGUUUCUGCUUUAAGUACCUUCACUUCUGUUCCUUCCGUGGACCUUGACAUGAUGUUUUCUACACCAGUUGAUAAUACAAAGAGAAAUUUGACAAACGGCCUAAAUGCUAACAUGGGCUUUCAGACUUCCGGGUUCAACAUGCCAGUUAAUACAAAUCAGAACUUCUUCAGUAGUCCAAGUACACCUGGAGUGACCAAGAUGACACUGGGAACACCUUCCACUUUGCCAAACUUCAGUGCUGUGAGUGUUCCUCCUGCUGGUGCGAAGCCGACUCAACAAAGACCCACAGAUAUGUCUGCUCUUAAUAAUCUCUUUGGCCCUCAGAAACCCAAAGUUAGCAUGAACCAGUUAUCACAACAGAAACCAAAUCAGUGGCUUAAUCAGUUUGUACCUCCUCAGGGUUCUCCAGGUAUGGGCAGUUCAGUAAUGGGAACACAGGUGAACAUGCUAGGACAAUCUGCCUUUGGUAUGCAGGCUAAUCCUUUCUUUAACCCACAGAACUUUGCACAGCCACCAACUACUAUGACCAAUAGCAGUUCAGCUAGCAAUGAUUUAAAAGAUCUUUUUGGGUGAGGUAUCUUGCUCCUCUUUUUGAAGGAUUACUUAGGUUUUAAUCAUGGGUAAGCUGAUUUACAUCUUUAUAUAGUUGGCUUGGAGGAACUACUUCUCUGGGAAACUGAAUGGUUCUAGGACAUCAAACACCUGUUUCCUUGCCAGCAUAGUAGUUGUACGGACUCCUAACAGUUGAGUUUUUUAAAGCACGGAGGACUUUUUUCCUCUUACCAACUCGUCUUCAGGUUUUUAAAAGACCCAACCCUUACCAGUCUCAAAGAGAAAAAAGACACCUGAGUAUCUUGAAUAGCAGAAUUUUUUAAUCAAAUGUUUAUUUUGCCUUGUAAAUCUUGGUGUUAUUUAAAAAAUUGAGUUGAUGGUAAUUGCAAGUUUCAUCUAUUAAAUAAUACAUGGUACACAGUCUGCCUUCACAAGUCAUUAGUCUUCAUUUUGAUAUGUGAAAAAUCUUGAUGCUGUAUUGAUUUGUUUGCAUUUAGUUACGACUGAGUGAGAAAAUGAUAACGAAAAGGAUCAAGAUCACUUGCUUUUUCCAAUCUUAUUUACUUCUCAGAUGAACUAGUAUUUAGUACAAAAGACUGAGCAAAUACUGCAAAAUUGAACUCAAUGUUGAUCUCAUUGGCUCAGCUAAAGGCAUUAUUAACCAUCUUAAAUGCACACUAAUCAUUAUAAAUUAUAUUUUAGCAUGGUCUGCCUCAAAUAGUAAUGUAUUUUUCUGCAUUUACUUGGAUAUGUUUAGAAUCAUUUUUUUCCUGCUGUGUCACAGACAGAAGAGGUAUGUACUGAUUUGUAUGGGUAUUUGACAAAGCCCUCUGAUGUGAUUUCCCUGACUACUGCUUUCAUAUUUCAUUUUGAAUUCAAACUUCUGAGGGUGCAGCAUAUAUGAAUUGCAUUUUCAAAAAGAGAUUUGUAAGAAUUAAACUAUAUUUAAUGAGUAAACUUUUGAGAUUUCUGUUGUAUUGUUUCAAAUGUAAUAAACUUUACUUCUCUAAAAAUGAGCAGUUGUAUCUCUGGUUACAACAGAUUAAUUUUCAGCUUACCAUGAUAAAGUCUGACCUCAUCAAUUACUGCACCUGAGGGUUAAUUCUUUUCUAGGAAUUUCAGGAAUCUUUUGUUCGAACAUUUUCAUGUUCAUAAUUAGCCAUUUUUAGAAAGGAGAAAAUAAAUUCUUCUAACAGGAAACAUGCUUUAUUUUUCAAAGCCUUUCUCUGAUAAUUUUUCUUUGAUUUGCUGAUUAUUCAACCACGGAGCCUUAUGCUAUAAAUGUUAUUUGUAUUUUGUUAAAUUAUAUUCUGUCAUUAUUUGAUAACUUUAAAAUGAUCUUGCAGAGAGCUAUAUAUGUAUUAUAGUUGCUGCCGUAGAGUUUGUGGUUUUUAAUCAUCUGAUACCAGCAAUCAUUUAAAAUAAAUCUUAUGAAGUUUAGUGUGCUGAUAAAAGUUUAUUCAUUGAAGUAUAUGUAUAUAUACACAUGCACUAAAUAUAUACAUUGAAUAUACAGUACUUGAUUAUAAAAUGUAAUUUGAUAAUAUUGCUGGUAGCAUUCAGUAAGAGCGUACUUUAAAAAAUAAAAAGUCAGCUUUACGUCUGGUUUCUAUAUGACCUGUAGUUUGUUACAUGUUUUUAGAAAAGGACUCAUGGGAAUGCUGAAGAAAUUUAUCCAAGAAAUGAAAAGCACUAGGAAGAUCAAAUAUUUUUGUCAAAUACCUUCACACCUUGACUAGAUUAUCUGUCUUGUUUAUAACCCAAUAUUAAUAUUUCUCUUGGGAAAAGUUUACAUGUGGAAUAAAAUUGCUUAAUGUUGAAGAAUUUUUCUUUUUAACAAUUCGCUAGUCACUGUUUAUUAGGAAAUUGUUUUUUAUUUUGUAAAAUAACUUGAUGUCAGUGGUGAACUCCUAAUUAGAAGGAAAGCUUAAUGUAACAACAUAUAAUUCGAACUGCUGAAUAUAAAAGUAGAUUAUUUGAAAAAAUAUAUAAUGCUUAGAUAAUUUUCACAUCUUGAAAUUUGCUCAUUCAUUGAGAUAAUGGUGCUACGUUUUUAGACAUUUUUCCUACACUUUUUUUCUACUUUCUUGAAGGUGUUUUAUGUAAAUCAUUUCCAUCAAUUGAACUGUUACCAUUGCCUUUUUCUGUUGAGAAAUUUCCUUUGAAAAAUAGUGCUAUUUUUAGGCUUGUAUUUCUCUGAGAACAAAAUUUUCAAAGUACUAGAUCACCUUAAAAUUAUUUCAGAUAUUGACAGCAUUUAAGUCCCUUGUGCUUAGAGUAGAAAAUUGGUGGGUUAAAAAGCACCUGUAGACAAAAAUUAUAAGAAGGAUUCCCUUUUAUUUGAAUUGGCUGUUUAUUCUCCUAAUGCUCGUGUGUGAUAUGUGUAGAGGAUGUAUAAAAGGAAAUGGAAAUGACUUGGUUUUGUUUGUUUUUGUUUUUAUUUUGGAGUGCUUAUAAUCCUUUUUUUCACCUGAAUAAGUUAAGGAAAUAGGUUUUUGUUCACAUUUUUUUUAACCUGUAUGAUACCUCACAUGGUUGCUUUUACAGAUGAAAAGAAAAGGUAUAUGUGGAAGUACCUGGUAGCAGGCACAGAGUAUGCACCAAAUAAAUUUUAGCUUUGAU